This is a messenger RNA of Rotaria sordida, 861 nucleotides long. NCBI's taxonomy places the organism in Eukaryota, Metazoa, Rotifera, Eurotatoria, Philodinida, Philodinidae. The record is from the annotation of a GenBank genome assembly.
AUGUCGAAUACAACAAUGAUAUCAACAGCAUCAAUAGCUCUUAAUUUUAUUUCACUCAUUGGAACUAUUCUUAUUGGUCUAAUGUCUGCAUUCAUGCUUACAUUAUUAGCCUUUGCACUUGUAGCCGUACCAACCAAUAUUGAUACAGUACAAGGUGAUUAUAAUUUUUACAUUGCUAAGGAAACAUUGGGCUGUCGUAUUAAAGCAUAUAUGUUCUAUUCAUUCAUAGCAAUCAUUUUUAAUACCUUUACGUUACAGGCUGCCUUUCGUUUCGUUCGUGUGGUCUAUCCUUCCCAUAUAUGGUUACAAUAUGGUGUUACUUACGCUGUGAUUAUUCCAAUUUUGUGGAUUAUUUCAUUUCUUUUUCUUUUACCAGUUCAUUUUUGGCAUGAUCUACAACUUAUACCUACAGAAAAUAUUUGCCUACUAACUAUUGAUGGUGUUCGUGGAUUUAUUUGGUGUACUUUAGUUAUUUAUGGUCUACCAGUGAUUAUGACCUGCAUUAUUUAUAUACAACUGCUCCGAUUUAUACGUCGAUCAUCUACGCCUACUUCAAUACGAGCUAAACGUGAUGUGAUUGUAGUAUCUCGUAUUGUAAUAAUUGUAGUUAUUUUAAUACUGAUUGAUGCUCCUUCUAUUGUGUUGAAAUUAAUAUUACCUUGUACUGGUAUCGGAAAAUCACUUUUUUAUCGUAUUUCGAAUACGACUAUAGUCAUUGCUAUGACUGCUCUUAGCAUUAUGCUCGUCUAUGUCACUCCUCAAGUGACAGAAGUACUCGUAUGCAUUGGGAAAGCAAGUAAAGUAACUGGUAUACAUACACGACAACAAUGUAUGUUAGCUACCACAAAAAUCAAGCAUUGA